AUGCCAGAGAAAUGUUUAUCAUGUGGAGAAUGUGCAGUCAUAGAGGAGGAGGUCGACGGUGGUCGUGUGCAGAGAAUCUGUGUCGAAUGUGGAACAGUUGCUUCAGGAGUGAGACCUGAGAUUGCGUUACACUCAAACACUGUGAAAAUAGAAUGUGUUCCCUUCUUGAAUGUGAAGAAGGAGGAGCAGGCAUGCGAGUCUUGUGGGGAUUUCUUGCAGCUGAGCUUUCAUUCAGGGGUGAACUUGUGUGCCGAAUGUCAGGAGCUGGAGUCGGGAGUUGCAGAUGAUGUGGAGAGGCUGGCGAGUACACAGUCAGACAAACAGCAGGUCUCACAACCAAGUUCCUCAUUGAAGACUUGUAACUCUUGCCACAGCAGCAACCUUGGCAUGGAUGUUUGUGGGGCUGAUGAACGGCUUGUUUGCAGAGACUGCGGAACUGUUGCCGAAAAUGAAGCAUUGACAAAUGACGAUUUUGAAGUCACGUCGAGGACAUAUAGGAAUAGUUUCAUGACUCUUCCAAAGCAUUCUCGCCCUACCACGAUCUUGAAAGGCAGAGCAGCAGGUCAUGACAAAAUAACCUUUAUUUAUAAUAAGCUGUGCUUUCCAGAAAUAAUUAGAGAUGAAGCUUUAGAAAUGUUUAACACAGUUUUUGAAAAACCAGGAGUAUAUUUCACACACAUAACAACAAAAGAACACAUCGCAGCCGCCUGUGUUUUUAUUGUAUGUCGGCAGCAUGACAUGCCAGUUAGUCUUCAGCACUUCCGCAAGUAUGUUGAAAAAUACAAAAUCUUUCUGAAAGGACGGAAAAUUGUCAUGAAAACCUUGAACAUAAACCACCCGAGUAUUACCAUGUGCAGUCAGGUUGAGCUGGUACUUGCCAAUUGUGCAUUCAACCGCGCCAUUAUUUCCAAGGUGAAGGAUAUUCUGUUUUUAUGCCGGAAGGCAUGGCUGACACAAGGAAGGUCAAGGCAAGGGCUUAUCAUAAUCGCAGCAUAUUACGCGUUUAUUAGCUCUAUGAGUUUUGUCAGUAUGACAAAAUUCCGACAGAUGUUUAAGUUUCCAAACAUAUCAAUGCUGCUUCAGAGUGAGUGCAGUAGCUUGUUUCUUAAACUGGCCAGGAGCAUUCCGUGGGUGGUGGCCAAGCACAUCAAACCGACGACUGUCUAUAAAUAUGUUGAUGACAUCCUUCAAUAUCAAAAUAGUCUUCUUCAACUGGCUUUCAGGUCAGAUGGUGAGGUCAGCAGCAACGUAGAUCUCACUAUUCCAGAAACUGAAAAUGAACUUGACACAACACCAAAACGGAAAAAGCGAUGCAAAAAUGCCAGACAUGGCACUGCAGUAAAUAAAGAUGUUCUUCUUCCGUCUGCAUUAAAAAAACCUAGACAAGAAGUUUUUCGGCCAGAGACAAAAAUUUCUCCAAUGGUUAAUUUGGACAGUCCUGUUGUGUUGGCUUCAGAAUUUGACGAGGCGGAGAUGGCGUCAUAUCUACUCUCUCCUGAAGAAGAGGCUCUUCUUCGAACACCAAAAUUAACAUUCAUGCAGUAG
Molecule: messenger RNA, 1545 nt
Organism: Candidula unifasciata
Lineage: Eukaryota; Metazoa; Mollusca; Gastropoda; Stylommatophora; Geomitridae
Source: the annotation of a GenBank genome assembly